AUGACGUAUGUGAUUUGUGAACCAUGUAUCGACCUUAAGGACAGUUCAUGCGUUGAUGUAUGCCCAGUGGACUGCAUUCAUCCCCUACCGGAUGCUGAUGAGUUUGAGGGAGUCAAUCAACUCUACAUCGACCCGGAAGAGUGCAUCGAUUGUGGUGUAUGCGAACCUGAAUGCCCCGUCGAAGCGAUUUUCAUGGAAGAGGAUGUUCCUGAAGAAUGGGAAGAUUUCAUUGAAAUCAAUGCGGUAUACUUCGAAUAA
Geodia barretti is the source of this 258-nucleotide messenger RNA. The record is from the annotation of a GenBank genome assembly. NCBI's taxonomy places the organism in Eukaryota, Metazoa, Porifera, Demospongiae, Tetractinellida, Geodiidae.